Messenger RNA from Cygnus atratus (black swan), 1893 nucleotides. RefSeq names its product PR/SET domain 13 (gene PRDM13). Bases 1 to 1893 code for a protein of 630 amino acids. Lineage: Eukaryota; Metazoa; Chordata; Aves; Anseriformes; Anatidae. Gene Ontology annotation, molecular function: protein binding. Gene Ontology annotation, cellular component: nucleus. The transcript has 4 exons. The record is from RefSeq and is a predicted model, not a curated record.
AUGCAAACGAGCAGGGCUCCGGCCAUCAGCGUGAGCGCGGAGAGCUGCAUCCCCGCCGGGCUGCGCCUGGGUCCCGUGCCGGGCAUCUUCAAACUGGGCAAGUACCUGUCAGACCGCAGGGAGCCAGGACCCAAAAAAAAGGUGCGGAUGGUGAGAGGGGAAUUAGUGGAUGAAGCCGGGAGCUCAGCUCUGGAGUGGAUAGGGUUAAUCCGGGCCGCCCGAAACGCCCAAGAGCAGACACUGGAGGCUAUUUCGGAUCUGCCAGGAGGACAGAUUUUCUACCGGGCUUUGCGCGAUGUCCAGCCGGGAGAGGAGCUCACCGUCUGGUACUCCAACCCUCUGGCUCAGUGGUUCGACAUCCCCGUCACGGCCACCCCGACGCACGACGAGAAAGGGGAGGAGCGGUACAUCUGUUGGUACUGCUGGAGGACCUUCAAGUACCCCAACAGCCUCAAGGCCCACGUCCACUUCCACUGCGCGCUGAGCCACGGCCGGCCCUUCCUCCACCACGACCACGGCCGGCCCGCCGCCGCCUCCUUCGGCCUCUCGGCCAAGGCGGCCGCCGAGCUGCCGGCCGCGGCCCCCCGGGGCCCGGCUCUCCCCGGCUGCGGCCCGCGGGACGCCCUCAAGCGGGAGGCCGCCGCCUCCCCGCCGCCUCCGGCCAAGCCGGGGCCGCCCCGUCGGGGGGCGGGCAAGGAGGAGCAGGAGCGCGCCCUGGACAUGAGCCUGGGCGCGGCCCGCGGCCCGGGCCCGCUGCCGGGGCUGGGGGGGGGUCCCGGGCUGGCGCUGUGCCCCGGGGCCCGCUCGGCUUUCCGCCCCGCCGGGCCGCUGCGGGACGAGGCGCGGGGCGCCGCCGCCGCCGCCGCCGCCCUGGGCUUCUCCAAGCUGCUGGGGGGGCUGAAGGCGGGGCGCGCCGCCGUCGAGGCGCCGCCCAAGUGCGAGGCCGGGCCUCCCCCGGCGGCCUCGGUGGGGGCGGCCGUGGGGCUGCCGUGCGGCGGCGGGGGGCUGCGGGCCCUGCCGCUGCUCUCGCCGCUGGACGAGGCGUCGGCUUUCCGGCAGGUGGAGCGGGGGCUGCCCGCCGCCGCGGCCCUGCCCCCCGGCCGCUACCCGGCGCUGCCCGGCGGCGCGCUGGAGCGCUUCGCCCUGCCGCCGCCCUUCGACGGGCUGAAGGCGUACGCGGGCGAGUGCGGGCUGCCGGUGAUGCCGCUGACCGUCUACAACGGGGAGCUGCUGUACGGAGCCGCCGCGCCCUACUACCCGCUCAAGCUGCACCUCGGCGGGCUGCUCAAGUACCCCGAGGCCGUGUCGUACUUCGGGGGGCCGGCGGCCGGGCUGCACGCCGCCGAGCUGGGCUCGCUGGCCGGCAUCGACCGGGAGAUCGCCAUGCACACGCAGCAGCUCUCCGAGCUGGCGGCCGAGAAGGGGCGAGGGCGGCUGGAGGCGCUGCCGGGGGGCGCGGCGGGGGGCGCCGUCGGGAAGCCCAAAAGCGGGCACCUGUGCCUGUACUGCGGCAAGCUGUACUCCCGCAAGUACGGGCUCAAGAUCCACAUGCGGACUCACACGGGCUACAAGCCGCUCAAGUGCAAGGUGUGCCUGCGGCCCUUCGGGGACCCCAGCAACCUCAACAAGCACAUCCGCCUGCACGCCGAGGGCAACACGCCCUACCGCUGCGAGUACUGCGGCAAGGUGCUGGUGCGGCGCCGCGACCUCGAGCGGCACGUCAAGUCCCGGCACCCGGGGCAGAGCCUCGGCAAGGCGGCCGAGGACAAGAGUGACUCUGGCUACGCUCACCCCGAGCCGGAGCAAAAGACUGACAACGACAGCGACGUCGACGUCUGCUUCACCGACGACCAGAGCGACCCCGAGAGCGGCGGCGGGCACCGGCAGCAGUGA